UCACAGUUUCCACCCAAAUAUUACUGGUGGUUUUUCGAAACAGUCCCAGGUAUGACUGGGGUGCUGCUGUUAGUCAUCCUCGCCAUCAUGUAUGUCUUUGCAACUCACCACUUCAGGCGAAUUAGCUUCCAAGGAUUCUGGAUCACUCAUCAUCUCUACAUCCUUCUCUAUAUCUUGGUUAUCAUCCAUGGCAGCUAUGCUCUGAUCCAGCAGCCCCGCUUCCACAUUUACUUCAUUGUCCCAGCCCUCCUAUAUGGAGCAGACAAACUCCUCAGUCUGAGCAGAAAAAAAGUGGAAAUCAGUGUGGUGAAGGCUGAACUCCUCCCAUCAGGAGUCACUUACCUUCAGUUCCAGAGACCCCAGGACUUUGAAUACAGGUCUGGGCAGUGGGUUCGUAUUGCUUGCCUGUCCUUGGGGACUACUGAGUACCACCCCUUCACUUUGACCUCUGCCCCUCAUGAGGAUACCUUGAGCCUUCACAUUCGAGCAGCUGGACCCUGGACAACGCGCUUGCGGGAACUCUACUCCCCAGAAAGCAUAGCAGAAAUUGGCCGAUAUCCCAAGCUAUAUCUGGAUGGACCGUUUGGAGAAGGACACCAAGAAUGGAACAAAUUUGAGGUUUCUGUGCUAGUAGGAGGAGGCAUUGGGGUGACACCUUUUGCAGCCAUCCUCAAAGAUCUUGUCUUCAAGUCUACAGUUGGCUCCAGGAUCCUGUGUAAGAAGGUGUAUUUCAUUUGGGUGACCCGGACACAGCGCCAGUUUGAGUGGAUGGCUGAUAUAAUCCGUGAGGUGGAAGAGAACGAUAAAUGCGAUCUGGUCUCUGUGCACAUUUAUAUCACACAGCUGGCUGAGAAAUUUGACCUGCGUACCACUAUGCUG
Molecule: messenger RNA, 879 nt
Organism: Sceloporus undulatus (fence lizard)
Lineage: Eukaryota; Metazoa; Chordata; Lepidosauria; Squamata; Phrynosomatidae
Product: dual oxidase 2-like
Exons: 6
Biological process (GO): superoxide anion generation; defense response
Cellular component (GO): NADPH oxidase complex; plasma membrane
Molecular function (GO): superoxide-generating NAD(P)H oxidase activity
Source: RefSeq, a predicted model, not a curated record